Symbiodinium necroappetens is the source of this 2298-nucleotide messenger RNA. Lineage: Eukaryota; Dinophyceae; Suessiales; Symbiodiniaceae. The record is from the annotation of a GenBank genome assembly.
GUUCUGUCAGCUGUCGGCGUUGACAAGAGCCGCAGCCGCAUCCAGGCCCUGCUUGAGAAGUCGGCCGAAACAGGCGAGCUGGAAGCGGCCCUCAAGCGCACAAUGGACACGAAGGAUGUCGCAGAUCUUGACAAGCUGAAGGGCCAUCUGCGAGACGUGCUGCUAGAUGCGAACGAGUCUGGCCAAGUGCUGGACAUUCUAGCACAGCAGUCCGGCAGGCCAGAGAAGGCAGAGGCAACCGAGGCGAGUGAGAUCGAGAAGUUGAAAGCGAAUCUGAAGAGUCUUCUCCUGGAUGCCAACGAGUCCGGCAGAGUGCUCGCAGUCUUGCAAGAGAUGUCAGCAGAGAAGGCCGAGGAGGCCGGCGCGCAGAAGGCCUUGGAGGAGGUUUCCGAGAUGGAGCACCUGAAGCAGCGCAUGAAGGCUGCGCUCUUCGAUGCUGACCCUAGUGCAGUACUACAGGCUUUGGAGAAAACGAAGCGCAUGGGCCAGCCCGACGCUGCAGGAGGGCCAGAAGCCAAGACCGCUGCUCCGGCUCUGCCACGUGCCACGCACGAGCUGGUGAAUGCCCAGGCGAAGAUGCAGGAGGGCCUGAGGAACGGGCUGCUGCAGCAGGGUUUGGAGAAGGUCAUGCAAAAGGGGGAUGUGAAAGAGGCAAAAGACAGGCUUCGUGAGACGAUGAACGAGUCGGCUGAACGCGAAGGGCUUGUGCUUAAAGCCGACUCAAUCGCCCUCGAAGAGCUCAGCGCCAUCAAGGGCAGGAUGAAAGAUGUCAUGAUGAAGGCCGCUGAGACUGGGACCUUGGCAAAAGAGUUGGAGAAGCUUCUCGAGAGCGUGGCUGCAGAGCGACCUCCCGGGCUUCCGGGCCAGAGCGACCUCGAAGCCUUGGGCGAAAAGCUGCGAGGAGUCCUCGAAGAGGCGUCAGACACUGGAAAGCUGGAGGAAGCCCUGCGAUUGCUGCGAGAGGAGCAGGAGGAGACGAUGAAAAAUGCCCCCAAAGAUGAUUUGGAGGCAGUCCGCAGCAACCUUUGCACGGUCGUGGAAGAUGCCGUCGACUCUGGAAAAUUGGCCGCGGCCUUGGAUGCUCUUCGGAGUUACGGCGAACCACAGCCCUCCAGUGCGGCUGCAUCGGACCAGAUCGCGGUCAUCAAGGCGAAGUUCAGAAGGCUCUUGAAGGAAGCCUUAGAAUCUGGCAUGCUGGCGGCUAAAGUCGGGAUCCUGAAGCACCCCGGCAAGGUCCCUGCUCCGCCACAGGGGGAACCACCGCAUGAGAUGGAGAUCAUGAAAGCCCACCUGCGUGAGGCUCUGCAACAUGCGGCAGAGUGCCUUGGAGAUAAAUGGUACUUGUAUCACGCAAUGGCGAUGGCAGAGGGCGCGAGAGAGAUACGAACAGCCCCGCCAUGCGUUAUCAAGCGUUCAGAGGGAGAGCAAUGGCGGGAGUGCUGCGACCGCAGGUGCGGGCAGUUAGCGGAAGCCUUGGCCUCUGCACGCAGCCUGGAAGGUGCCGAGCAACGAGGUGCAGAUGUGGAAGCCACGGCUGUGAAGCUGCGGGGAGUGUUGGCAGAGGCGGCUUUGUGUGGCCGCUUGGAAGAGACACUCAAGGCCCUUCAGAAGGACGAUGGCAGCCUUGCCGAGCCACUCCCAGCAGAGGCAGCCGCCGGGAAAGCUCCAGAGGUGGCGCCCGAGGCCACAGCAACGAAUGAAGAGCUGUCAACAGACGAGGUUGCCGAGCAACCUCCCGGGAUGGAGCAGGCAGCGUCGGAACUGGAAUGCCUGCGUGGACGGCUUCGCAAUAUUCUGGAGGUUGCCCUUGAGAAGGGCAACUUGGAGCAGGCAGUUCAGGUUGCGGUUGAGCGUCAGAGCCCGGCCCAUGCCCGCUCCGAACCUGCAGGAGGAAGCGAGCAGGCAAUGGCCGGACUGCAGGUAGAAGUCGACGAGAUUCGAAGAGAGGGCCGAGAGCUGCUGCUGACAGUGGACAGACUCUUUUCCGAGAUGCAGGAGCUGCAGCAGGCGAACCUUCGUUUGGCGCAGCGCCUUGAUCUUGCCGGAAGCCCGCAUCGACGACAGGCAGCUGCCGCCCUGCAACAGCAACAGCCAGAAAUGACCGAGGAGCAGGCACUCGCGAUGCUUCCACGGGAAGGAGAUCUGCCCGGCCUGCAGGCUCAAGUUGGCAGGAUGAGGGAGGAGAGUCAAUCCCUGCGUUCGACCGUCGAUCGGCUGACGCGUGAGAUGGAGGAGCUCAAGAGGAUCAACGAUGACCUGGCUGCUAAAGUGGAUGACGCCAACAUGCCAGACCCAUGA